GGGACGUCCCAAGGAUCUCGGAUUGCAUUGUCCAUCCCACUCCGGUGUCUGAGCAAUGCAUUGUGGGUAGCUAUUUGUCUUCCUGGGCACGAAAAUGGCGGAUACGGACGAGCCGGAGAAGAAAAGAAGGAGAGUAGUGGAGCUGACUGAGAAGAUGGUGGUGGAUGGGGGCAGCAGAGACGGGGGCGAAUGGGACGGACGAUGGAACCACAUCAAUACGUUUCUGGAAAGACCAGGACCUUUCACUCACCCUGACUUUGAGCCGAGCACAGAGUCGCUCCAGUUUUUGUUAGACACCUGCAAAAUACUUGUUAUUGGAGCAGGUGGCCUUGGAUGUGAACUUCUCAAAGAUCUGGCCUUGUCAGGUUUUCGUCACAUACACGUUGUUGACAUGGAUACCAUUGACGUUUCCAACCUCAACAGACAGUUCCUCUUUAGGCUGAAGGAUGUGGGUCGGCCAAAGGCAGACAUAGCAGCGGAUUUUAUCAAUGGACGCAUUCCAGGAUGCAACGUGGUCCCCCAUUUCAAGAAAAUACAAGACUUUGAUGAGUCGUUUUAUAGACAAUUCCACAUAAUAGUUUGUGGACUCGACUCCAUAAUCGCCAGGAGAUGGAUGAAUGGCAUGUUGCUGUCUCUGCUGGUUUAUGAAGACGGGGUGCUGGACCCCAGCUCCAUCAUCCCGCUGAUUGACGGGGGGACAGAGGGCUUCAAGGGAAACGCUCGGGUCAUCUUCCCUGGCAUGACUGCCUGCAUCGACUGCACCCUGGAGCUUUACCCACCACAGAUUAACUUCCCCAUGUGUACGAUAGCCUCCAUGCCCCGGUUACCAGAACAUUGUGUUGAGUAUGUCCGCAUGCUGCUGUGGCCUAAAGAGAAACCCUUCGGAGAUGGUGUGGGGCUGGACGCAGAUGACCCGGAGCACAUCCAGUGGGUGUACCAGAAGUCUCAGGAGCGGGCAGCAGAGUUCAGCAUCACAGGAGUCACCUACAGACUCACCCAGGGUGUUGUAAAGAGGAUCAUCCCGGCUGUGGCGUCCACAAAUGCAGUCAUUGCUGCUGCUUGUGCCACGGAGGUCUUCAAAAUAGCAUCAAGUGCCUACAUUCCUCUGAACAACUACAUGGUGUUCAAUGACGUUGAUGGUCUGUAUACCUAUACAUUUGAGGCAGAGCGAAAGGAGAACUGUUCAUCCUGCAGCCAAGUCCCCCAGGACCUGCACUUCUCUCCCUCAGCCAAGCUCCAGGAGGUGCUCGAUUACCUGACUGAAAACGCUUCUCUACAAAUGAAAUCUCCAGCCAUCACUGCGACAUUGGAAGGAAAAAAUAAAACAUUGUAUUUGCAGACUGUCGCGUCAAUUGAACAGAGGACACGCCCCAAUCUGAGCAAGUCACUGAAAGAGCUGGGUCUGUUAGAUGGGCAGGAGCUGGCCGUAGCUGAUGUCACCACUCCCCAGACUCUGCUCUUCAAACUCAGCUUUACCUCUUAGGACCAGCAUGUUCUCCCCAACAUCAAACACCAGACGUCUUUGUUAUUACUUUUCUAACAGAGUACCGAGUAUUUGAAACAUGUAAACAUGAAGUUUUACAGUGUAUUUAAGUGAAUAUGUAAAUAAAUGUAUUUCAUAUCCAGUUCUCUGACAUACUUAUAGACUCAAGUCUAUGAAUGCAUUUGGUUGUGGAAAGCCAAACUACUCCACUGUCAUAUUUGAUCAUAUCUGCAACUGUUUGUGAUGCAUUUGCGUUAUAUGCACUGCAACCUCUCAAGCUCUCUUACACUGGAGAAAAAAACAGUACCAUAUUUAAAUUGAUUUCUCUUAUAGUUUCUUGUGAGUUUAAUUUAUUUUCAUUUCACCCAGACACAACCGGAAUAAAUGUUUUCCUGUACAAUA
Messenger RNA from Oncorhynchus mykiss (rainbow trout), 1885 nucleotides. Its product is annotated as NEDD8-activating enzyme E1 catalytic subunit. The record is from RefSeq and is a predicted model, not a curated record. Gene Ontology annotation, molecular function: NEDD8 activating enzyme activity. Gene Ontology annotation, cellular component: nucleus; cytoplasm. NCBI's taxonomy places the organism in Eukaryota, Metazoa, Chordata, Actinopteri, Salmoniformes, Salmonidae. Gene Ontology annotation, biological process: protein neddylation.